Molecule: messenger RNA, 760 nt
Organism: Procambarus clarkii (red swamp crayfish)
Lineage: Eukaryota; Metazoa; Arthropoda; Malacostraca; Decapoda; Cambaridae
Source: RefSeq, a predicted model, not a curated record
CCAGCCGCGGGCCGGACCAUCACCCCAAUACUUCUAGCACAGCUACUCGUUGUUAUAAGGCGCGUCAUGGAGAGUGCGGGUGUGGUGGGCGUGUGGACGGUGGCGACGCUGCUGGGCGCUGGGGUGGUGGACCUCUCAGUGGCUGAGGCUGUGGCGGCCCCGGAGCCUUGCUGUGGGCGCUUCGCUGCCGCAGCGUUGGGCUUCGCUGGGGGUUACCUGGCGGGCCGUCAUCACCGGUGUCACCACUGUGGCUGUGGAGGAUGUGGUGGAGGCUGUGGCUGGUGUGGCGGUGGAUGGUAUGGUAGGAAGAGAAGAAGUCUAGACGAACACAUUGAACAGGACAAGCUGGAGGACCUCUACUGGAAGAUCGCUGCUCAAGACAAGGACCAGUGUGGAUUGCGGCUGGUGUGUGAACUGGCCCAAAAGGACCCCAACUACCUGACAGAAGACGAGAUCGUUCUGCUCUUGCCCUACAGGGGUCGUAAGGAGAGCGACGAGACGACCUACUACGGCCUGUACGACAAGGCUGUGUGGCAUGGCCAGCAAGGCGACCCCUGCUACAAGCUGUAUCCGCUCUGUGCCUUCCACGCUCCGGAGAUCAUGCAGGGCUUCAAGGCCAACUUCACAGACCCAUUCCAGUGAUCUCAGCAGGACUGACGCAGCUACAAGAGCCAGUAUCCUGAUUUCUAAAACAUCUCGAGUCUCAACCAGCAAUAAACCUGUAACCUUAUCUCCGCUCAUUAAUAAAAAUUCACGUAUU